GGAACAGGAAGGAGAAGGGGAAUGGAAAGGGAAGGGAACAGGGAGGAGAAGGGGAAUGGAAAGGGAAGGGAACAGGGAGGAGAAGGGAACAGGGAGGAGAAGGCGAAGGGGACGCUGAGGGGAGCACAAAAUGGCGGCGGUUCCCUCAGCGCGGAGAAACGCUUCUCUGCGCAUGCGCCGGCACCUCAACCCUGACGGACAGCGCCGGGCUGACACCGAGCCCCGCCCUCUCCCGCUCAGCUUCCGCCAAUCAGCGCCCAGCUUCUCCCUCUUAGCCCCGCCUCUCCCGCCAAUCAGCGCCCAGCCUCUCCCUCUUAGCCCCGCCUCUCCCGCCAAUCAGCGCCCAGCCUCUCCCUCUUAGCCCCGCCUCUCCCGCCAAUCAGCGCCCAGCCUCUCCCUCUUAGCCCCGCCUCUCCCGCGCCGUGCAUGCGCACUCACCGCGUUCCCCCCUCCCGGUUCCCACACGCAUCGCGCAUGCGCCGCCCAGCGCCGGGGAAACGGGGGGGGGAGAGAGAUCACGUGAGCUGCGGUCACGUGUGCGCGGGGUCACAUGACCCGCAGACAGCGAUGGCGGAACAGGAACCGCUGCUGCCGGCCCCACCCCCCCCGGAGCCGCCGGGCGCCCAGUGGAGGAACGGAGCCGCCUUCUGGCUGCUGGGUCUCUGUAACAACCUCCCCUACGUCCUGAUGCUCAGCGCCGCCCGCGACAUCCUGCAGCCGCCCCUCCCCCCGCAGGUGUCCGUCAACGGCUCCCGCUACGACUGCAACCCCGUGUCCACGGGGGCCGUGCUCCUGGCCGACAUCCUCCCCACGCUGCUCAUCAAGCUGGUGGCUCCUUUCGUCGUCCAUCUCCUGCCCUACAACCCCCGGGUGAUCGCGGCGGCUUUGUGCGCGUGGGGCAGCUUCGCCCUCGUGGCCUCGGCCGCUGGGAUGGCCGUCAGCUUGGGGGGUGUGGUGUUGGCCAGCGCCGCGUCGGGGCUGGGGGAGGUCACGUUCCUGGCACUCGCCUCCGCGUACCCCAGGGUCGGCGUCUCCUGUUGGUCGUCGGGGACGGGGGCAGCGGGGGUGGGGGGGGCCCUGGCCUAUGGGGCGCUGCUGCAGGUGGGGCUGCCCCUCCCCCACGCCCUGCUGCCCGCCCUCGCGCUGCCGCCCCUCACCCUGCUCAGCUACUUCUUCCUCCUCUGCCCCCCACCGCGCCCCACGGAGCCGCCCCCCCCCGCCGUGGGGCUGACGCCGAGGGAGAAGUGGGGGGUGGCAAAGGGAGUUGUGGGUCAGGCCGGGCCCCUGGCGCUCGUCUACUUCGCCGAAUAUUUCAUCAACCAGGGGCUGCUGGAGCUCCUCUACUUCCCCGCCUCCGCCCUGACCCACGGCGAGCAGUACCGCUGGUACCAGCUGAUCUACCAGGUCGGCGUCUUCGCGUCCCGCUCGUCCCUGCGCUGCUUCCGCCUGCGCCGCGUCUGGGUCCUCGCGCUGCUGCAGGUGCUGAACGCCCUCAUCCUAUUGGCCGCCGUGGCCGUGCCGUUCCUGCCCGGAUUGGCCGUCGCCUUCGCCAUGGUGGGGGGGGAGGGGCUGCUGGGGGGCGCGGCCUACGCCAACGCCUUCCUCAACGUGGCCGAGCAGGCGCCGCCCCACGGCCGGGAGUUCGCCAUGACGGUGGCGUCGGUGGCCGACACGGCCGGGAUCGCGCUGGCCGGGGGGGCGGCGCUGGGGGCCCACGGCGUCUUCUGCCCGCGGGGCUGACCCACGGCGAGGACCCACGGCGAGGACCCAUAGCGCUGUGAGCCCCAUGGCUCUGCCCCACGGCGGAGGGGAGAGCUGGGACCCACGGCUCUGCCCCACGGCGCUGGGAGCCCCAUGGCUCUGCCCCACAGCGGAGGAGAGAGCUGGGACCCACAGCUUUGCCCCACGGCUACAUGGACCCCUGGGACCCACGGCUCUGCCCCACGGCUCCGCCCCAUGGUGCCAGGGACCCCUGGGACCCACGACUGCGCCCCACGGCACCAUGAGCCCCACGGCUCUGCCCCACGGCGGUGGGGAGGACUGAGACUGACAGCAGAAGGGAAGCGUGCGACCCACAGCUCUGCCCCACGGCGACCCGUGGGACCCACGGCUCUGCCCCAUGGCGCUGUGAGCCCCACGGCUCUGCCCCACAGCGGAGGGGAGAGCUGGGACCCACGGCUCUGCCCCACGGCGCUGA
This is a messenger RNA of Grus americana (Whooping crane), 2197 nucleotides long. It is a transcript of the gene CLN3, whose product is annotated as CLN3 lysosomal/endosomal transmembrane protein, battenin. Gene Ontology annotation, biological process: lysosome organization; regulation of intracellular pH. The transcript is spliced from 15 exons. The record is from RefSeq and is a predicted model, not a curated record. Gene Ontology annotation, cellular component: membrane; lysosome. The coding region runs from base 427 to 1740 and encodes 437 amino acids. NCBI's taxonomy places the organism in Eukaryota, Metazoa, Chordata, Aves, Gruiformes, Gruidae.